Messenger RNA from Daphnia pulex (common water flea), 813 nucleotides. RefSeq lists its product as uncharacterized. The record is from RefSeq and is a predicted model, not a curated record. Bases 63 to 653 code for a protein of 196 amino acids. The transcript has 4 exons. NCBI's taxonomy places the organism in Eukaryota, Metazoa, Arthropoda, Branchiopoda, Diplostraca, Daphniidae.
AUGAGACAUUCACUCGUCAGACCCAAGACCUAAUAGUUCAUCACCUCCCCAAAAUACCUAAAAUGCAGAUCUCGAUUGUGAUUCUGGCUAGUUUAGCCGCUUUGGUUGCAUCUGCUCCGGCACAAACCAAGACGGUUAUUAACGUAGACGGACCCGAUGGCCAACACGUACAGACAGGAGAGCCAGGAAAAGCCGUUAACGGUUAUUUCACUUCCCGAAGCUUGGACGGAAUGGAACACCGGACUUUGUACGAGGCCGACGAAAGGGGAUUCCGAGCCACCGGAGCCCAUUUGCCCGUCGCUCCUGGCAUCUUUCCCGUUCAACGUUAUUCCGCAUUUCCCUCAGUUUACCCCGUAGCCUCUGCGCCCAGUUAUGGUUACAGAUAUGCUCCUGAAAACUACUACCCCUAUUAUUAUCCUAACAUCGCCAAUCCUAAUGUCCUAGGAGGUAAACUUGUUUCGGGUAAAGAUUACCUGCCGGCAGUGAACGACGAUGCGGAAUACGAGAACCUCGACGAGCUGUCGACCGAAGAAAUUGCCGCUCUAACCGAACGUGGCCCCCUCACUCCUCUCAUGCUCCCAAUGAUGUUGAUGAACAAGAAAAACAUCAUGCUCAUGUUGCUGGCUAACAAAAUUAUGAUGGCUUUGGGUUAAAUCAUUUGUGAAAGGCAAUCACGCCUUAAUGCCAUCAGCUUUAUUUAAUAUAGUUAAUGUAAAACUCAUGAACCUAUUUAUAACCUAUCACGAUACUGUUUCCUCUUGUAAUUUUUAUUUUUAGUGAUUACAAACGAAAAUAAACAAUUGCCAAUCUAAA